AUGGGUAAUGACAAAUUUAUUUUAAUAUUCAACGGUAUGCAUCCAAUAUACAUAUCAAAGAAGCAAGAUUACAUACACUUACAAAUAGGAGUAUAUGAUACUGAUAUUACCCCUCAUUUAUUCCCUUCUUCUCAAAUUCCUGAGUUAUUUGAACAAGUCAUCGUUCUGAUCUCUACAUGUGGUUUUCAAACAUCAUCGGAGAAAUCCACAGCUGCCAUAUUCGAAUCCCUCAAAACCUUCAAACCAGACAGAGUAAUUUAUUUUUAUGCGAGUACAGUACCAUCCUUACCAAAUUUACCAUUUGCUGUACACUGUAUCAAUGUAUCUUCACCAACAUCGAAGAAUACAACGCCUUAUUCGAUUUUUUACGAGAAUCAUUUUUCAUUUUUAAUGAUUCAACAGACAUCUAAGAAUGUCAAUGGAUAUUUAUCACUUAUUCUUGAUAGAAAUGUUCCUCUUCGUAGUACUACCACUAUAAUUGUUUCAAGUGGCUUGAAUUUAGAGUGGGUUUCAGCUCCUUAUGAAGAAAUCUGCAAAAGGACACGAUCUAUCACAUUAUCUUCAUCAUACUUCCAUUCGUUGAACUCUAUUAUGUGUGCUUUAUCUGUUUCUAGUGCUUUUCGCAACAAUAAUUCGUUUUGUUUGCAAAUUUCGACAGUUUUAGACGACAAAACUAUUUAUGUUGCGAAUAACUACUUCAGGAAAGCAUCGAAUGAUGAUGAAUUCAACUUGUCCUUUAAUUUCUACGCAUUUGGAAUGCUCUAUCUUCGACAAACAGCUGUUUCUUACUUCAGUUCGAAAGGAAUUUUUGACAGAAGAUAUCAAUGGAACUACAACAACAUCCCAUGCGAUGAUGAAUCACAAGGAUUCGUCAAGAAGCUGAUAAAAAGAUUCAACUGUGUGAUUUCUAGUAAUUCACCACUAAAUAACGCACAAAAGGACUAUUUGCUGUUCUCAAUAAAUAACUUGGGAAUUCCUUUCAUAAGUGAUGUUAUAAAUAACUUGAUUGCGCCUCCAAACGAGAACUACAUUUUACUCCCUCCUUUCAUAUUCUACAAGAGCGAUUCAGAGAGUGAGAAGCAACAGCAACUGGACUUGCUUCAGGGAGGUACAAUCAUAAUAUCUGAAUACUUGAGUUCGACUGAUUUCGAAAAACUUUUGAAUAUACUUUCUCUUCAAUAA
Trichomonas vaginalis G3 is the source of this 1182-nucleotide messenger RNA. RefSeq lists its product as uncharacterized. The transcript has a single exon. The record is from RefSeq and is a predicted model, not a curated record. NCBI's taxonomy places the organism in Eukaryota, Parabasalia, Trichomonadida, Trichomonadidae. The coding region runs from base 1 to 1182 and encodes 393 amino acids.